ACAGUUAUCUUUGAACUUUAGCUACGGUUGGACGUCUGUGUGUAUGGUAUUGUAGUUUGGUUAAGUUAAGAAGAAAUUUUUUUUUUGAGAGACUGGAAUUGUUAUAGGUUUUCUUUUUUAAGUUAAAAAACGUCCAUAGAUAGAAAAGGUUUUUUUCAAAUUGAAGAUUAAUUGAAUUUUUGUAAAACUUAACGAAAGUUUUUUUUUAUAGAAACGUGAUUUUUGUGAAAAUUCGAUUUACAUUGAUGUAAAUUUUUUUUUUGUUAGAGUGUCUCUUAUCUUGUUAAGUGCAUUGGAAAAUAUUGAAAAAAAAAGCAAAAAAAAAAAGAAAUAUCUAAAAAAGCUUAUUGUGUGUAUGGUGUUGUUGUUUCGAUAUUGCAAAACAUCCCUCUCUGGAAAAUACAACGAUAGAAAGUCUGGCAUCAAUGUAGAAUAGCUCCUCAAUGAACAAGAAAGAGAGGGUGGACAUAAGCAAAUGUCAGAUGAAAAAAAGGUUGUCGACCUAAUAUGCAGAAUAAGCAGAAGCAGCAGCAGCCAGAGGAGCAGCAAUUUAGCAGCAGUUUUUAGUCGAUUACCCGACAUCAGAGGGUGUGGAGAGUUUUCUAAAGUUUAUUUUUGGAUUCAGUAUAUUUUGGAAAAUUUAUUAAUUCCAAAUAAAUUCAGAAACACAAAUCGAAAUGGAAUAACAACUGCCUGAGGAAUUAAAUUCUUAAAACUGAAAACUAAUCCAUGCUGCAUUUAUAGUAAUUUAUUCAAGGGAACAAAAAAAAAAAAAAAAGAAUUCCCUGUGUCAAAAUGUUUUUACCUGUCAAACCAAACAUAACCACCGAAAGUGGUAGUGGCAACACAGAAGAUGUAACCACUACAAGCAACAAUUCAACACAAACACCGAGCGAUUUAAGCCCACCGGGACCAAAUGAGGAAGUACUGCCACAGGCACAUCACCAAAAUCCUGGACACUGUAUUGCAUCCUUUUCGGCCAUCAAUCAAAUGCGAAACAAUGCACAGCUUUGUGAUGUCACUCUGGAAGUUGGUGGUGAGACCAUACACGCUCAUAAAGUUGUACUGGCGUCAGUUAGCCCGUAUUUUUAUGCCAUGUUCAAUGAUGAUAUGCUGGAACGAAAUCAGGGUAACGUGACACUUCAUGAUGUUGACGUCACCGCACUUAGACAACUAAUUGACUACACAUACACUGGUGAGAUAACAAUAACGGAGGACAAUGUACAAGUACUGCUUCCAGCUUCGAGCCUUCUACAAAUCCAAUCGGUCCGCGAGGCAUGCUGCAAAUUUUUACUCCGUCAGCUUCAUCCUUCCAAUUGUUUGGGCAUACGAAGUUUUGCUGAUGCACAUUCGUGCAAGGAGCUACACACUCGUUCGCAUAAAUUUGCCUUGCAGAAUUUCCAACAGGUUGUCGGAACCGAGGAAUUCCUUUUGCUACCCUUCGAUGAGGUCAGGGAUUUAAUAUCAAACAAUCAAUUGAAUAUUUGUUCCGAGGAGAAGGUUUUCUUGGCCGUCCUCAAUUGGGUUAAGCAUGAUUUGGCCGAGAGGCAAAAGCACGUAGCUGAAUUAAUGAGUCAUGUUCGAUUGCCAUUAGUUGGUCGAGACUUUUUAAUGACUUGCGUUGAAUCGGAAACUUUGAUCCGGGAAGAUCCUCAAUGCAAGGAACUUCUACUGGAAGCAAUGAAAUAUCACUUGUUGCCAGAGCAGAGAAGUUUGAUGAGCAGCCAGAGGACAAACGAAAGACGUCCGGAUGGCAUGAAACCGUAUGUUUUCGCGGUGGGUGGUGGAAGUUUGUUUGCCAUUCAUAGUGAAUGUGAGGUGUAUAAUCCUCGGUUAAAUGCUUGGACUCCGAUAUCUCCAAUGUUGUGGAGAAGAUCACGUUCCGGAGUGACCUCACUUCAUAAGUUACUGUAUGUGGUUGGAGGUUAUGAUGGCGUUACAGACCUUUCUACGGCCGAAUUCUACAAUCCCCUAACGAACAAGUGGAACAAUAUCACUCCCAUGGGAACAAAACGGUCUUGUCUAGGAAUCUGCGCCUUUGACGGGCUUAUUUACGUUUGCGGUGGCUACGAUGGAGCCUCUUGUCUUAGCAGCAUGGAACGUUAUGACCCUCUAACAGGGGUCUGGAGCUCUUGUCCAGCUAUGAGCACUCGCAGGAGAUACUGCCGUCUCGCAGUUUUAGACAACUGCAUAUACUCCUUGGGAGGUUUUGAUUCCACCAAUUAUCAAUCAAGUGUAGAACGAUUUGACCCAAGGAUCGGUCGUUGGACCCCAGUGCCGAAUAUGACAUCCCGAAGAAGUAGCUGCGGAGUGGCUGCAUUUGAUGGACAUUUGUAUUGUGUUGGUGGAAAUGAUGGAACAAUGUGUAUGGCAAGUGGCGAAAGAUUGAAUUUGAGAAGAAAUGCUUGGGAACCGAUCGCAGCUAUGCAUUCAAGAAGAUCUACUCAUGAAGUUGUUGACGUUGAUGGCUGCCUUUAUGCCUUAGGAGGAAACGAUGGCUCCUCAUCACUGAAUUCUGUCGAGAAAUACGACAUUCGACUGAAUAAAUGGACAAUUGUCAAUUCAAUGGUUACACGUCGCAGUUCAGUUGGGGCAUCUGUACUCGAUUGUUUCCAUUUGGAACGUGGUCUUGUUCAAACUACCAACUUAUGACCCAUGUCAUCGAUAGCUGAAACAUUUGCUGCCGCUGCUGCUGCUUCAGUUGCAGCUAAUGGAAGUACUUCGUCGACCAGUAGUAAUAGUGCGAAUAGUAGUAGCAAUAGUGGUAAUUUUAAUUUAAGCACAUCAGCGCCAAGUGGUCCUUCUUCGGCCGGAAAACCAUCGACAGCUUAAUUUAAUAAUAA
Episyrphus balteatus (marmalade hoverfly) is the source of this 2843-nucleotide messenger RNA. RefSeq names its product kelch-like protein 17. The transcript has 8 exons. NCBI's taxonomy places the organism in Eukaryota, Metazoa, Arthropoda, Insecta, Diptera, Syrphidae. Gene Ontology annotation, molecular function: protein binding. Bases 796 to 2652 code for a protein of 618 amino acids. The record is from RefSeq and is a predicted model, not a curated record.